GAUAGGUUUACGCUAGUUAGUCAAAACCCUCUUACUUUUAGUUGCUGGGGGGGGGGGGGGGGGAGAGAGCAUUGACAUUCUCUUAUACUGGUCAAAUCUUAUAUACAUUUUGUCUCAUAUAUUCACAUCAGUGGAGCCCAUCAGAUCAGUAGACAAAGUAAAAGCACAGAGAUUUGUUUCCGAUAGAGGUGUAAUUCGCUGUCUUGCACAGCUCAGAAUCCUGCACUUUCAAGACGAAGGCGGUUUUUGGUUUCUUCGAUUUAAGUUUCUCCAGGGCCGUCAAAACACACUGUCAACCAUAACCUUUUCAGUUUAGAGUUCUUUCCUCCUUAUCUUUUCGUCACCUUUUUGGACCUCUUUACCAUUUGGCUUUAAAACAUUAAACAGGACCGGAUUUUCCGCAGGAUGUUGCUGACGCGCCAACCAGCACGGAGCUUGUCGGCCUCACAGGGCCGCUGGUUUGGUAGUUUUCGACCGACACGGCCUGUCUCUCCCCCCACCCGACGAGCGUCUUGGCGACUCCCGGCAAAGCUCACUACGCCUCCGUUGCUCGCGAUAGAAAGUCCCAUUACGCCUGGCUUUCAGCCGACCGCCUUUUCACGAGAUUGGGUCUACUGGGGUUCGACUUACUACGAGUUUCCGCCGCAACCGUUGCCACAAGUUGACGUGGCCUCACUUCUGGCGUUUUCCAAAAUACCGCCGAAUACGCAAGUUUCCCAGACACUGCAUCGACAGAAAAGGCUCCUGUUGGACACAAUGAGGCAAGAGCUAUUUGGGAACACAAACAACGAGACGAAGAAAAUGUACAUCUUGCGAGGACACGGGGUCCCCGCGCAGCUUUUACAGCAUCAUCUGGAUGUCGCCGACGCCUGGCUGGCAAGACAGAACGGCGCUUACGAGCUGUCGGUUGAGAAUUUAUUGGGAUCGAUGUAUUAUGAUCGACUAGCGAUUCAUGACGAAGGAAUCGAUCGUGUUAUUGCUUGGCCACCGGAAUGGACUACUGACAUGGAGCUGUACAUGACUGUUGUGAAGCGAUUGGGAACGGAGCUGAGUCGUAUGCUGUAUGAUAAGCCCCAAGAGGAUUGCCGCGAAACUCCCAAGCUUAAAGCUUGGACUAUGACGGUGUCCAGUGACCGCAUUAUGACAAACGGGCUAUUACCGGAGAAUUUCCUGGUUCCUGUGGUAGAAUGGAUUCCUCCCAAAACCAGCCGAGACCAAUUUGGUUCUGUGUGCAUCCGAAUAGAGGGAAAAGCAUCGACUAGAAGGAAAGACAAAAGCUCGCCGAGCGUAUCCGUUACUUUUAAUGCCAGAUUUUGUCUGAAGCAAGAUCAGUGUCCUUCUGACAGUUUUUUCAUUCAGCCUGCGUCAAACCUCCGUGGGGACAGUAAGGGAAAGGCUUGA
Messenger RNA from Phaeodactylum tricornutum CCAP 1055/1, 1401 nucleotides. RefSeq lists its product with no specific name. The transcript has 3 exons. Bases 406 to 1401 code for a protein of 331 amino acids. The record is from RefSeq and is a predicted model, not a curated record. NCBI's taxonomy places the organism in Eukaryota, Bacillariophyta, Bacillariophyceae, Surirellales, Neidiaceae.